Messenger RNA from Ambispora leptoticha, 577 nucleotides. The record is from the annotation of a GenBank genome assembly. NCBI's taxonomy places the organism in Eukaryota, Fungi, Glomeromycota, Glomeromycetes, Archaeosporales, Ambisporaceae.
AUGCCCACAUCUAAAAUGGUACAUAAAUACUUCGAACAAAAGGACUCGGAAUGGAACAUCAUUGGCUUUCUUAAAAGUUGUGACUUGGAACCUUAUCCUAAGAAAAUAGAAGAAUACCUUAUAUGCCUUGAAAAAAUUGCAGAUACGGAUGAAGGUCAGAGACGCGAAAGGGCACGGAAAUUACUUGACAAUUACAAACAGGCAAGUUUGAAACCACAAAGACAGUGUUGGGGCACAGGUGAUCUCUGGGAUUGCCUGAUGUUAAAAGUCUCUGGGACCACUGACAUUGUCAGACCAGAUGAUCUCCGGGAUUGUCUGAUGUCAAAAACUCUGGGUCGAGCCACAGACAAGUGUUGGGGCACAGGUGAUCUCUGGGAUUGCCUGAUGUUUAAAGUCUCUGGGACCACUGACAUUGUCAGACUAGAUGAUCUCCGGGAUUGUCUGAUAUCGGAAAGUUUGAAACCACAAAGACAGUGUUGGGGCACAGGUGAUCUCUGGGAUUGCCUGAUGCUUAAAGUCUCUGGGACCACUGACAUUGUCAGACUAGAUGAUCUCCGGGAUUGUCUGAUAUCGGAAA